Molecule: messenger RNA, 5015 nt
Organism: Sitophilus oryzae (rice weevil)
Lineage: Eukaryota; Metazoa; Arthropoda; Insecta; Coleoptera; Curculionidae
Product: contactin
Exons: 12
Coding region: 257-4045 (1262 amino acids)
Biological process (GO): cell-cell adhesion
Molecular function (GO): protein binding
Source: RefSeq, a predicted model, not a curated record
UCAUAAAGAGUAGAAAUUUAGAAACUAUAGUCACAGUCUGGUGGUCAUAGUGUCAUUCUAUGGUGUCAUUCAUGUGUCAUUAUUGUUGACAUUUUCUCAUAUAUUUAAAACACAAUUUAAAAUUUUGUGUUAAAUGAAUCAGAUACGUAUUAAAAGUGUUUGAAAUGAAUGGUGUUUUAUUUUUUCACUGAUUUAUUUAUCUUUGACUGAUAAGUUUCAGAUUUUCAAUAAAUGGUCGUAGUAUAGUUAAGAGAAAAUGUUGGCCAUAUUAUGUUUUUGGUUAUUUUAUUUAACCCAAGCCGAUUUGCAAAAUUUAAACCCAAAUUCAAUUGAAUAUAGCAAUUUUGACUCUGAGUAUAAUUCAGAUUAUCCUUAUUACCCUGGUUUCUAUUUUAAUGACGACUUAAGAUGUCCAGACAAUUGGGUUCAGUUUCAACAGUUCUGUUAUAAAUUCAACAAAUCACCAUUAAGGCCUUAUACAGAAGCCAGAAGACUGUGUCAAACAUACUCGGGUGAUCCAAGUGCUUCAGAAAGGACACCAAUAGAUUUGGUUUCUCUGAAUAGUGUAGAUGAGCAUAGUUUUUUGGUACAGCAAUUAAACAGGCUUGAUCCUCAACAUCGUCGAUGGUACAUUGGAGCACAUCAAACUUCAGCAAACUUUUAUUCCAAUCCCGAUGCAAGUCCAUUUCCUAAUAUGGAAAAUGCUAUUAUCUGGGAUGACGACAGUCACUCUAGAUAUGGAGCUCCUGACACUGAUUUUCUUGUUUAUAAAUUUUCAAAGAAACUUAUGCACUGGAUUUUAGAACCAGUAGUGGGCGAUGAGCCACUAUCAUUUAUUUGCAAAUCUGCAAUAAAUGAUGUUCAAAGACUGAGAACUGCUGACAGAGACUAUACCUAUGGGACGGAAAUAACUGACCCUGAAAGAAUUCCAAGAGGACCUUAUUUUAUAGAGCAACCAAAAGAAGCAAUUUUUGAUGGUUCUAAAAGAACUCUAUAUAAUGAUGUAAGUCUCAGUUGCUUAGCUGGUGGUUAUCCAACACCAACAUAUAAUUGGUACAGAGAAGAUUAUGAAAAUGAUAUGUUGAUUCCAAAAAGAAUUGAUCCACUAACUGACAGUAGAUACACAGUUAGUGGAGGUAAAUUAAUUAUUCAUGAUCCCCAGCAAAGAAAAGACAGAGCAACAUAUCACUGCCGUGCCUCAAACAAGUUUGGGACAAUAAUAUCAGAGAGUGUCAGUUUGAAUUUUGGUUUUAUUUUGGAAUUUAUUCUAAAGCGUAGUCCAGAAGUUGGAGACUUGAACUGGGGAAAAACAAUUUUCUGUGAUCCACCCAAUCAUUUCCCAGAUAUUAAAUAUUCCUGGUCAAGAGAUUACUUUCCAAAUUUUGUUGAAGAAGAUCAAAGAGUAUUUGUGUCCUAUGAUGGUUCACUUUAUUUUUCGGCUUUAGAAACUAUUGACAGAGCUAAGUAUAGUUGCAGUGUACAGUCAGAAUUUUCUGAUUCUGGUAGAAAUGGUCCCUUUUUUCCUUUGAGGGUGAAUCCACAUUCUAAUUACCAAACUUUAAAAUUUGCAAACAAUUUCCCAAAAGCUUUCCCCGAAGCACCAAUUGCAGGAAAAGAAGUCAGAUUAGAGUGCAUAGCCUUUGGAUACCCCGUUCCAAGUUACAACUGGACAAGAAAAGGAAGCCCCUUUCCUAGAAAUGCCUACUUUACUAGUUAUAACAGGGUCUUAAUGAUACCUGAAGUUCAUGUGGAAGAUGAAGGCGAAUACAGUUGUAAAGCAUACAAUGACAAACAAAGCAUUGAAAAUUCUGUUGUUUUAAAUAUUCAAGCAGAACCAAACUUUACCAUUCCCUUAACAGAUAAGCAUAUUGAUAGAAAAGCAGAAUUAAUAUGGACAUGUGAAGCCUUUGGUAUACCAGAUGUCAACUACACUUGGUGGAAAGAUGGGAAACUACUAUCUCCAUUAACACUUGAUAGAGAAGAUAGAGCUAGAAUUUUUGUUAGGGAUAAUGUGUUAACGAUAAGCUAUUUGAAUGAGGAGAGGGACCCCGGAAUGUACCAAUGCAAAGCAGCAAAUACCCUUAAAACAAGAUAUUCCUCUGCCCAACUAAGAGUAUUAGCUUUCAAGCCAUCAUUUAAGAAGCACCCUUUGGAAUCGGAAACAUACGCAGCCGAAGGUGGCAAUGUAACCAUAAGAUGUAAUCCAGAGGCUGCGCCGCGUCCAACAUUUGUUUGGAGGAAAGAUGGCAUGGAAAUUGGACAAGGAGGGCACAGAAGAAUGUCCAGUGAUGGCAAUCUAUUUUUGAGUCCCGUAUCCAGGGACGAUGAAGGCGUUUACACUUGCAUCGCGAGUAACGAAUUGGGAAUUGCUGAGUCUAAAGGACGAUUAAUUGUUUUACGAGGACCAAGAAUUGUAGAGACACCUAGACCAACUAUAUCUGUAAUAAAUGGUAGAAGCAUUGACCUGCAAUGUUAUGCCACAACUGAUGAAAUGUUAGACAUAGCGUACAUUUGGGCACAUAAUGGCUUAAGAAUUAGAGACAUAGACACUAAAAAUUCUAAUGAGAGACUGAGAGUCGAUGGUGGAUACUUGAGAAUAAACAAUUCGACAUUUUCGGAUUCAGGAGAUUAUGACUGCAUUGUACAAAGUCCUGUUGGAGUAAUAUCCUACAGGACCGCCGUAGUGGUCCAAGGCCCUCCCGGACCCCCUGGGGGAGUUCAAGUUAUAACUAUACAAAAAAAUUCUUUCACCCUUCAAUGGACCGAUGGUGCAACAAAUGGAAAGCUAAUUUAUACUUACUCAAUCAGUGGAAGAACCAGCUGGAAUUCCACGUGGGUGGUAUUGGCAAUAGGAGUUAGGGCAAGGGACAUAGAUAGAUAUACAGGGAGGAAAGAAGCUGUUGUUGACAUGAACUUGACUCCGUGGGCCUUUUACGAGUUCAGGGUAAGCGCUUGGAAUGAAUUAGGUGCCGGUCCGUACUCCGCCCCCAGUCCAAAGUACCAGACCUUGAGAGACCGUCCUAGAAUAGCCCCAAGCAACGUGGGUGGCGGCGGUGGGAAGAUAGGGGACCUGACAGUCACCUGGACGCCACUGCGGCCAGAGCAGCAGCACGCGCCCGGGAUCCAUUACAAGGUCUUUUGGAAGCGGUACAAGGAACAAGUCGAAUUCCAAAGUACCGUCCUUGAGGAAUUUGGAAACGUUGGCACUGCAGUUGUGCAAAUUGAACCGAAAUAUUAUUACACUCAAUACCUAGUCAAAGUGCAAGCGAUAAAUGAAAUCGGGCCAGGGCCUAUUAGCGAAGAAGCUCUGGUCUAUUCUGCUGAAGACAUGCCGCAGGUCGCGCCUCAGCUGGUUGUCGCCAUGUCGUACAAUUCGACUGCACUGAAUGUUUCUUGGGAUCCUAUCGACGAGACUAGAGAGAAGGUUAAAGGCAAACUUAUAGGACAUCGUAUAAAAUACUGGAAGAAAGACACAAACGAAAGUGACAGUGUAUACUAUCUGUCAAGGACAACUCGUCCGUCGGCGCUCAUUGUCGGCUUACAACCAGAUACUUAUUAUUUCGUCAAAGUUAUGGCAUAUAAUUCAGCCGGAGAGGGCCCAGAGAGUGAAAAAUAUCUCGAGCGUACUUACAGAAAAGCCCCACAAAAGCCGCCCUCGUCUGUGCGAGUAUUUGGCAUUAACCCCUCAACAAUAAAAGUAGUUUACCGUUAUGUUCAACCAUCCUUGGAAGAAGAACCAUUACUAGGCUAUAAGAUUCGCGUCUGGGAAUAUGACCAAGAUUUGAGCACCGCAAACGAUACAAUAGUGCCAUUUGGUAGUCGUUUAGAAGGAUAUGUGACUAAUCUAACGCCAGGAAAAACUUACAGGAUGAGGAUUCUGGCUUAUUCGAAUGGCGGUGACGGGCGCAUGAGUUCUCCAGAAUCAGUUUUCCAAAUGGGAAAUCCCGAGUAUUUCCGAAGUAGUUCGGUAGAGCUACAUUUCCAUUCAAUGAUCAAAUUAAUAGCUUUAGUUUUGAUAGCUAAUACAAUAAGAUCCCUAUACUAGAUAUAACUAUAAAUAAGUAAAUAUUUGUAUAUAAUAGUACUUUUAGGUCAUAUAUUUAUAUAAUUUACAUUGUGAUGCACAAAGAUAUUAAGAUUAAGUAUAUAAUAUACCGUGCUGGCAAGUCUUACUUUUGGGUCGAUACUUACAUGUGUGGAAGUGAAUCGCUUAGGGAUCUUAUUAAGUUGGAGUUGGAGUGCGAAAAAUGCGAUAUUUGAAGUGAAACUUCUUCUUACUUUCGUCGGUCUGUGUGUCCGUCUGAGGACUCCAUUCGGGUUCCUCUUUCCACAUGCCGAGUUUGGUUCCAAUCGACCCAUAAUUAAGGAAAUUCCUGAUGAUUUCGUCGAAUAAUUAACGCAUUGUACUCUUCUUACAUACGGAAAUUUUGACCCAAGAACGUCUCGACUCAAACAUAAACCUUGCCAGCGGGAGUCUAUAUAUACAUAUAUUGCAAUACUGAAUCCGUCCACAAAUUACUCAUGGAAUAUUUGGAGCAAAAUGGAUGUACCUCAAUGACAAAUCUAUAAUGACUGUGUUGUGUAUGUAUAGCCAUGUUUAUAUAUUAACUUGUUAUUCAGCUAGAGUUAAUUCUGGGAUAAUGUGUCUUAUUAUAAUGCGGCUUUCGAAAAUUUGAAUUUCCAGUUAAGUGGACAAUCGCAAGAAUGGUAAACUUAUUAACUAACGAGAAUUAUUAACCUAAUAAGUUUAUACCGUUCUUGCGAUUAUCCCACUAAUUAGAAAUUCAAAUUUUUGAGAGACCCGAUGCAAUUCUCGUAGCCAUCUAUCAGUGAACUCCCAGAAUGAACUCACACCGAAUAACUAGUUACAAUAUAUAAACAAGGAUAUGAGAAUGUUAGGCAAUGACUGACUAAUCUUUAGUCAUUGAUGUUAGGUAUAGGUACAGGUUAUACUUCUGUGCUCCAUAUUUUUUAUAUUUUUUUAUAUAUUAUAUAUUUUUUCCAAAUAAAAGGUA